AUGAGCAUGUGCAGAUCUAGUAUAUGUACAGCCAUAAACUGCUUUAGAUGCGAUGCUCGCGCUAGUGUCAACACUGGCUAUACAUUCGGAGUCAUCAUCACUGGAUUCUUCCUUGACAACCGAGUGGCAGAUUGGCUCCGUAAAAGACAGGAUAUGACAAUCCAUUGUUUCGUGACUAUUAUCACUACAUUCAUUGAGACAUCAUCUCUUCGAGGACUGCUUGGAUGUUUUAUUGCCGGAUAUAUACUUAAUGGUCCUGGUCAGGGUGUUGCGUUCGUUGACUAA
This is a messenger RNA of Sclerotinia sclerotiorum 1980 UF-70, 285 nucleotides long. RefSeq lists its product as hypothetical. The record is from RefSeq and is a predicted model, not a curated record. Bases 1 to 285 code for a protein of 94 amino acids. The transcript is spliced from 3 exons. Lineage: Eukaryota; Fungi; Ascomycota; Leotiomycetes; Helotiales; Sclerotiniaceae.